UCAUCCUCUUCUCCUCAUAAAAAAUAGUCUCAUAUUUCACAUAGUCCUAAACAGAGCAGAGGGAAAUUAUGGGGAUUCUUCAGAUGUCAAUUUGUUUGGUUUCUUUAAUGGUGCUUUUGACUCUUGUUGAUGCUAGAAUUCCAGGAGUUUAUCCUGGUGGCCCUUGGCAGAGUGCUCAUGCUACUUUCUAUGGUGGCAGUGAUGCGUCUGGAACUAUGGGAGGAGCAUGUGGCUACGGGAACCUAUACAGCCAGGGGUAUGGAGUAAACACUGCAGCGCUGAGCACGGCUCUGUUCAACAAUGGGCUUAGCUGCGGUGCCUGUUUCGAGCUCAAGUGCGCUAAUGAUCCGCAAUGGUGCCACUCCGGUAGCCCUUCCAUCUUCAUCACCGCCACCAAUUUUUGCCCUCCCAACUAUGCUCUGCCCAACGACAAUGGCGGCUGGUGCAACCCGCCUCGCCCCCACUUCGAUCUCGCCAUGCCAAUGUUCCUCAAGAUUGCCGAGUACCGCGCUGGAAUCGUCCCUGUUUCUUACCGAAGAGUGCCGUGCCGCAAGAAGGGAGGGAUCAGGUUCCAGAUCAACGGUUUCCGUUACUUUAACUUGGUUUUGAUCAGCAACGUCGCGGGUGCAGGGGAUCUCGUGAAGGUGAGCGUUAAGGGUUCAAGGACUGGGUGGAUGAGUAUGAGUCGCAACUGGGGUCAAAAUUGGCAGUCAAACGCGGUUCUGGUUGGUCAGUCACUCUCGUUCAGGGUCACAGCCAGUGACCGACGCAGCUCUACCUCCUGGAACAUUGUACCCGCUAAUUGGCAGUUCGGUCAAACUUUCACCGGCAAAAAUUUCAGGGUCUAAAAAGUAAAAGAACAUUAGCCCUUCUUUUUCGGGGGGUUUGUUUUUUCUUUUUUCCAAAAAUUUUCUGGGAAAGUGGGCGAGAAACUGAAGGAAAGUUUGCUUAGUGGGUGAUACUUUUUUGACUUCGUUAGGGGGUGAUUUGUUUGUUUGUUUUUUUUUUUUUUUUUUUUAAUUUCUUUGUCUAUUUUAAUUUUGGGGGUGAAAGUCAAAAGGGUAAAAGUGUCAAAGUAAAAAGUUAAAAUGUAAGGAGUUGAAGUGGCUAACCAGAAGAGUAAAAAAGCCCGCAGCUCAUUUUAUUCACAUAAUUAUACUUCUUUUAAUGUUAAUGAUUAGCGUUUUACUUUAAUUCUUAUGUUCA
Carica papaya (papaya) is the source of this 1206-nucleotide messenger RNA. Its product is annotated as expansin-A4. Gene Ontology annotation, cellular component: extracellular region. Gene Ontology annotation, biological process: plant-type cell wall organization. Lineage: Eukaryota; Viridiplantae; Streptophyta; Magnoliopsida; Brassicales; Caricaceae. The record is from RefSeq and is a predicted model, not a curated record.